AUGAACGUGACCGAAGUUAAUGCUUCUGCUAUGCAAUGGAUAGCUGCGGAAUGUGAUGCAUCUUAUGUGAUCGCCAACUCGGUGAGUAUCCAAUUCACUAUUCAUAGAUGAACCUCACUCCUUUGUGAACUGUUCCGCUAGCUUUGUUCGUUUUCAAAUGCUUGAAAAGCUAUUGUAAAACUAAACUAAUUAUUUUUCAAAAGGACUUUGCGCAUGAAGAUAGAGAUCGUUGUGGAAAUUUGCUCGGAAGAGGUGCGAUUAAUCAUUCGAUGCCGGAACCGCAUUAACAUAAUGCAAAAGCGGCAGCAUGCAGCAAGCUUGUCCAUUUAAACAUGCAUCUGGUUAAACUGAUUUAGGAGUUUUUGAAGAACCAACUGGUUUUUGACAGUAUGUUGGAUGAUGAUACUAUUGUGAUCGUGUUAUAGUAAAUAAUCAUUGAAAUAUUUGAAUGACGCGUUUGUUAUUUAAAGUAUUUAGUGGUAUUGGGUCUUCAACCCACCGUACAUGCCCUAUCAUACUUUAUGGGAUUUAGACCAUUUUUUAAAACAUGUCCGGCUACGACACGGUCUAGAUAUAAUUACACAAUUUGUACUUUCAGAUAAAUAUAGUCGUCCGACCAUCAGUUUCGAAGAUGUCUACUGUUGCAACAUAACCGUCUAAAAGAGGCACGAUUGUUUGUCGCUAAUUAAAUUAUGGCGGUGUUCUAUAUGCAUACACACGUGUAUGCAUACACAUAUAAACAUGUAUAUACAUACAUACAUACAAAAAAUGUGUCGAAAUUUAUAAACGAUUUUCAAUCACUCGCAAUCGGACACCAUUUCAAUAGUAAAAUGUCUAUGGUCGUUAAGAAUAACUUUUAGAGAAUCAAAUACAUAAAAUCAAUAUUAUAGGCAGUGUUGUGUUGUCUAAAAACGUCGAUUUAUUUUGAAAAGCACAGUAUCUCGAAAAUGUCAGAAGUGGCUCUAAUUUGGUAAACUGUGUCUUUAAAUAAACAGAAUGUAUUCUCAUAUCUAACAUGUAGCAAAUAUGAACGUAGACAUAUAAUAACAUCUAAUAACACUGUGUCCGUGAUGUUUACGCCUCCAUAUCGUUUAUAUGACGGUUCAUCAACAGCUCAAAUUCUGAGUGUAGAUUCCAAAACAGUUUUCCAAAGAUUCGUUUUUUUAGUUCUUUGAAUUAAUUGUGAUGAAAUUCAACGAGUUAAGCUGAAACCUGCUUGAUUUCACCGAUGUGGACGUCAUUCGAACAACAGUUUUCAUAAGGUAACAUGCCAUGAGGACGGUCUGUACCUAAAAAAUUUAAAUAGAACUGACAGGCGUGGUCGUUAACAUUCCAUUUUGUGCUUUUAGAGAAAACUCUUAUUUCUUUAACUUAAUUUAUUCUUAUCCUUCAUUUUGUAUUUCAAGGAGUUUCAGAUCAUCCUCGAAAUCUUGAUGAAUACUUCAUUAGUUUCAGUGUUUUCAUCCAAUCGUUUAUAAAGACAAAUUCUGGAUUACCUGUCCGUUAAGAACUAUAAAAUAAGAUUAUUGUUGAAGGCACUUACCGCAUUAGUGAGUGUUUAGACGCUCCUUCUUAUGAGGGUUGUCGUUUGUGUCACAUCUGAAGACUCAUUCAAACAUCAUAUUUCAUUUUCGACUAAAAUGGCCGUCCACAACGAAAGUCAGCAAAAAAUUUGCCUUCGAACAAUAAGAGAACUUUGCGUACUAAGUGACCUCUUCAUGUAUUGCUUUGUUACUGCAUUCCGUUGACGGAUAUGUGUGCCCUUUACAUUUUUUGCAGGAUGAGUCAAAGAAAAAAAAUUAACAUUUUUGGGCGUUUCUUUCGCGUUCGUUAACACUGUUUUUGGACGUUAUUUUAUGUCUACUUUCAUAUUUGCUGCGUGUCAAUUAUGAGAAUACAUCCUAUAUAUUCAAAAAAGAAGUUCACUAAAUUAGUGCCACUUCUAACGUUAGGAUGGGCAAAGUUGAGAUAUCUGGGUUGAUUAUUUGAAGUCGAAGAACCUAUCUUCGUCUUCAAACUCUUCUGACGUUUUCAAGAUAUUACGCUUUUCAAAAUAUAUUGACAUUUCUUAACAACGCAACACUGCCUAUAAUAUAUUUUGCAUGUCUUUGAAUCUUUUAAAUUUGUGCUUAAUGAACACAAACAUUUGACUCAUGGAAUAGUGUCCGUUUGCGAGUGAUUGGCAAUCAUAUGUACAUUUCAACACAUUUUAGGAGUUAGGUGACUAACUGCAUAUACACGAUCUACCGCACUCUCUAUGCCUCCCCAACAUGAAACUGGUGUUAAGAUAGUCAUUUCGAAUGAUAGCGGGAGUCGGCGCAUGUGACUGGCAUGGCCUUAUCCACAACUAGGCGGACAUCAAACGUCCUUGUCCACAACAAAAAUUUGACGCGGAUUCUAUAAUGUUGUAGGUAUUUUUGCAGAGUGUCGUUCGUGCAUGCAUUCUAAAAGAAGUUCAGUUCAGUUUACAACCUAAGAUAACUGGCUUUUUUGUGGAAUUAUGCUGCAUUAUAAUUAGUUUUACAACUACACUUGAUUCGUCUUUUCGAAACUGGAACGUAUUUCGUAAUUACGGCUGACAUUUCAUGAGUUAGCCCACCUACGGUACAUGAUCUACCGCACACCUUAUGUCUCCUCAACCUGAGACCGGUGUUAAGACAUAGUUAUUGCGACUGGCAUAGCACCACACACAAAGGGACGUACCAUCAUACUCCCGUGGCCACAACGAAAAAUAAGAGUGCACUGUUUGGAAGCUAAACUGACGCGGCAAGAUCGUGAAACAACAACUUUGAUCGACAAUGCACACUGAGCAGGAUUUAGAUUCUAACAAAAGCACGGACGAUAAAUGCUGCUUUCAGGCUGUCUCUAGGCUUAUUUCGAGGUAAGCACCAGCAAUAUGCGCCAAAGAGCCUUCCUCAGCGUUAAGCACUGAUGCCUGCGCGUCUGAUCGAACUGCGUGGAGAAGACAGCAUUGUCUGAAAAAUCCUUUGGUCUACCUGCAUUUCGCUGAUUUUUUUUGCCGUUGCUUCAUUCAAUAGAGUAUUCACAAACACACUUAAAAACGCCUAGACAUGCGCCUUUAAAGAAUAUGUACGCUUGCUCCGCUGAUCUACUUAAAUUCCAGAAUGCGAAUUAAUUGCAUAUCACCACUGUAGAAAAUUGUGGCCCAAAUUACCGGUUGUUUUAUUUUUGAAUGCAUUUGCACAAGUUUCAUUGAAACGUAGACCACUAUUUUAGCACAUAUAUUUCUAAAAUUGCGUCAGGUAAUAUGUCUCGCUAAAGUCCGUUUAGUUGGCAAAUCAGUACAAUUUGGUGUCUUAAGGUAGUUCCGAUUCACUUAUUAUUACAAAUUUGUUCGCAAAAAAUAUUCGCUAUAACAGACACUUUUCUCACAGGUGUCACUGAUACCUCGUUCGCUUAUAAUACGUGUAGUCCAAUUUCCUCACACCCAAACCGCUGGCAUGUUCGCCAACAAGUGUUGUAAAUACUUCCAUAAGACUCUUCAUAACCCUACAACGGUCCACAAAUUUGAACUACUACUGAUGAUUUGCGCAGCAGCUUAUAUUUGCGGUUAUGAAAUUAAAAAUCUAGGACAAUGCGCUGAGAACUUCUCGUAAAGCCUUUUGGAAAUGUGUGUCCCCUUGAGGUACAUGGCGAGAAUGUUGCAAUAGAACACAGUAGCUGGGCAAAUGUAUCCUCAAUUCUGGGAAACGUAAGCGAAAUGAAAAGAAAAGCAAGUUUUUUGUAAAGGCCCGGAACGGUAGGUAAUUCGAUACUCUUAAAUUGGUCUCAAAUCUUGUUGGCAUCUCCAAAUGUUUAUUUAAUUAGAAUUAGACAUCUAGUUUGAAUAACCUCGUAAAUAAAUUUACGAUCCAAAACCCAUUUCCAUCGACGGCGUCCAACACUUUAAACCGAUACUAGUGAAUUUUAAUAGUCCGUUUAUGAACAGGGAACCGUAGUGUCCACUGUUCCACUCUCAAGGCCGACAUCGGUUGCACUGCGGCUGAUCUUGUCUACGGAACAUCCCUCCGACUGCCCGGUGAGUUAGUGUUUCCCUCAAACAUGCUAACGUUUUUUGAACCUUGCAGUUAUGUGGAGCGGCUGCGUAGUGUCAUGCGCAAUCUCCGCGCAACGCCCCCUCGGGCGUCACCGGCCAAUUCCUUCAUCCAUCCCGACCUGGAUAAGUGCGAUUUCGUCUUGGUUCUGCAUGACGCUGUCCGACGACCACUCCAACCACCCUAUGACGGGCCGUAUAAAGUCCUUCGUCGAUCUGACAAAGAUGUUGUCAUCGACCGCAAUGGCAAGACCGACACAGUCAGCAUUGAUCGCGUCAAGCCGGCGUUCAUCGACGACAGUGACCAUUCCUCACCCCAACACUGCACCCCGCCGCAAACACUGAUGCCUCCACCUACUUGCGACAGCCCCCCCUCCGCUUCGCCGCACACUAUCUGGUCGUCACGUCCACUGGCCCAACAGGUUUGUGGCUGGCUAGCAUGUCGACGCCUUCACUCCGUUUGGUGUCUGGGGGGGAGUUGUAGCAGCCGCUCCAGUUCUCCUUUUCUGCGACUCCGUUUUGUCGGUCGAUGGCCGCGACAAUCGUUGCCAGGCCGCUGACACACAAACACCUCCGCCGAUUAUAACUGGGCCCCCCUCCUGUCCAGCUGCAGUGACCCCCGGCUGCCCACCCCACAAACAAUUAUCACCUCAUGCGCGUCGGACGACCUGGCUUGAUACCCGUAAGCCCCUGUAAUUAUGCUUCCCCCUAAUCCUCUCCUAAUCCGUCCAAUCUCAUGAUCAGCAUCCAACCCGUCACCCCCACCUACUGACACGGACUUUCACACUUGCGUAAACUACACACCGUGACUGACGCUCUCCGUGAACAGACGCUUUUCUCUGUUGCAAGCAAAUCGUCAACUUACGGCAACCUGCCCUGUGUACAGAAUAAACUAGUCUUCACAGCUCCCUGACUUCUGACAGUAGACGAAACGAACUUAUUGUGCGUGGUUUAAGUUGAUCUAACAUCCUUAACCGUCACAGUCGUUUGGGUCACAUAUGAAGACUCAUUCAAAUAGCAAACAUCAUUUUCGAGAAAAAUGGCUGUUCAGAAUGAAAGUCAGCAACGAAUAUGCCUUCGAAAAAUAAAAUAACUUUCCUUAAUGAGUGACCUCCUCAGGUAGUACUUUAUUACUGCAUUCUAAUGACGGAUAAGUGUGUACUUUAGACUUUUUGCAGGACGAGUCGGGGAACAAAAGUUAACAUUUUUGGCCGUUUCUUUCGCGCUCCUAAGCGCUGUUAUUCGACGUUAUUGUAUGUCUACUUUCAUAUUUGCUACGUGUUAUGUAUGAGAAUGCAUUUUAUAUAUUUAAAAACGAAGUUUACUAAAUAAAAGCCACUUCUAACGUUCAGAUUGGCAAAGUUAAGAUAUCCGGGUUGAUUAUUUGAAGUCGAAGAUAGGUUCUCCGGAAUACCCUAUCUUCGUCUUCAAACUCUUCUGACGUUGACGAGAUAUUGCGCUUUUCAAAAUAACUUGACAUUUCUUAACAACGCAACAUUGCCUAUAAUAUAUCUUUCAUGUCUUUGAUUACGUCAAACUUGUGCUUAAUUAAAAUAGACAUUCGUCUCGUGAAAUAGUGUCCGUUUGCGAGUGAUUGGCAAUCAUAAGUACAUAUCAACACAUUUAAGGAGGUAGGUGACUAACUGUAUAUACACGAACUACCGCACUCUCUAUGCCUCCCCAACCUGAAACUGGUGUUAAGACAGUCAUUUCGAAUGAUAACGGGGGUCGGCUCAUGUGACUGGCAUGGCCUUAUCCACAACUAGGCGUACAUCAAACGCCCUUGUCCACAACAACAAUUUGACACGGAUUCUAUAAUUUUGUAGGUAUUUUUUGCAGAGUGCCGUUAUUGCAUGCAGUCUAAAUGAAGUUCAUUUCAAAGUCUACACCCUAAGAUAACUGGUUUUUUUUGGAAUUAAGCUGCAUUACGAUUAGUUUUACAACUUUACUUAAUUUUUCAUUUCGAAACGGAAACAUAUUUUGGAAUUACGGCUGACAUUUCAUGAGUUAGGCCACCUACUGUACAUGAUCUACCGCACGCUUCAUGUCUCCUCAACCUGAGACCGGUGUUAAGAUAUGGUUAUUGCGACUGGCAUAGCCCGACACACAAAUAAACGUACCAUCAUAAUCCCGUGGCCACAACGAAAAAUAAGAGUGCACUGUUUGGAAGCUAAACUGACGCGGCAAGAUCUUGAAACAACAACUUUGAUCGACAAUGCACACUGAGCAGGAUUUAGAUUCUAACAAAAGCACGGACGAUAAAUGCUGCUAUCAGGCUGUCUCUAGGCUUGGAAGUGCUACAUAGGCGACAAAAUGGAGGGGCCAUAUGACGUGGCAGACAAUCAGUCCGCCAUUCCACAUAAACCUAUGUACCGGAGCGACUGUGAGGUUCAAGUUAUCGUUCGAUUGGUAGUCAUUCCAGUCAGGUCAGAAGGAUGAGGAAUCACAGGGUCCGCAUACACAAUUGAAAACCCAAACGCAUGCGCAAGCAUGGAAACAGGUGGGACAGAUAUGGCAAACGAUUCUUCGUUGGUUUCCUGAGGCACGGCGUGACAUAAGCACACAAUAUUUUAAUCCAAGAAGUGUAAGAUGCAACCCUGUCUUUUGUAUACGCAAUCAUCGUUGAAUGCCAACACGGCAACAUAAAUGUGCAUUUAUAGACUACUUUUGGGACUUGAGCAGAUUAUCCAUUUCGUGCCUUGUUUUUAGGGGCACAAUCUGCAGUGUUACUAUCCGUUUAACGCAAAGAACUGUGCACGGUGCGGUGAGUGGAGAUAAGUGAUUCUUGAAUUGAGUUUGCAUAGCCUAAUGGCCAAUAGCGUGAUUGAAUUCAUAAUUGUCUAAUUCGACGGGAAUCUGAAUUUGGCAAAACAACAUAGAAACGGUUGCUUUCUAGUUUCCUCAAAAAUUAACUGCGGACUUUAAUAAGAUCAGUAUAUGCCAGGUCUAUAGGCCGAGACCCAAUUUUUUGUAUAUGCAUAUUUAUGCGAGGUCCAUCAGCCACUGCGGGUAAUAUUCAUUAAUUACGGAGAGACAAUUAGUGUUAUAGUUUAGGGUUAGUUGAUUCCAUAUUUUUAGCUCAGGUACUAGUAAAUGGCCCAUACAUGCGUGUGUUAUCCAUAUUCUGCCGCCGUUUAACACAGUUGUGAGGGCAGAAAGAUAUUACCGACAAAGACAAGGGAGACUGGAAUGGCCAUUUCUGGCUUAUUAGCCGUCGUCAGCCAGCCAUACCCAAGCCCGAAGUGUGGAACACCCGAGCCUCGAACUCGCGACCUGUUGGUUUAGAAGUCAACGCCUCUACUCACCGGGCCUAGAGCCCGUUGACCUGUCGGUUUUCGAUCGGGAAUAUGCAAUGUUAGGCGGCGCUAACAAAGGACAAGACUCCUCCUGUCUUAUCAGCAUUUUCAAAGUGAGAUCGGAUAUAAGCAACGCUUAAUUACUAGCUUUAUUUAAUGCAAUGAUUGAAGUUCAAGGUCAUUUUUCAUGUCAUAUGGGUGAAGAUCUAAGAUGACAUGUUUGCCGAUGUUGAUAAUAUGGUCUCCUUGCACAUGCUAGUAAUUUGCUUUUCUUGGUAUCACAGUAAAUUUAGUGGAAAUUUAUGUACACACCAAUACUGAUUUUUUUCUUUCACCAAAACACGGCUAUCUCUGGCGUUAAAGUAAAUAUUUGCCCACAAUACUGCAGCAAUCUUUAUUGAGGGGGAAGAUGGGGAAGAUGGAGGGGAAGAUGGGUGUGCAGAGGGUGGUAUUCGCUAUCAGCUGAGCCCCACGCGCUCUCACCGCGGCGUGAAUGCGUGCACCCUUGGCUGGGAAUUGGGUCUCGCCUCUUGACCGCGGGAACGGAGCGCAUGAUAGCUAGGGGGUAUAUGAGCGUGCCUGUUGAUAGAUUUUGUGUCAGACAUCCAGGCCUCCAGCAGAGUUGCCCUCUCUUACUGCUGAACCGCGCUACUAUCCGCGUGCUCGCGAAGUUGAAUUCGUGGCCUCCCUCCAGGGUGUGAGUUGCAACCUGAGACAACGGGUCGCUUCUCCGGACCGCCCGUUUAUGAUCCGUCAUUUGUGAGCUAAGCCGUCGUCCGGUCUGUCCUUUGUAGUGGUGAGGCCAAUCUCGACAUAAGAUCUGAUAAACGACACGAGAAUGUCCUCGUGUAUACGGGCGGCCCUUCAUAUGAUCGCUUUCGGACGGUAAGCUUUACGCACGCCGACCUCUCAAGCGAUCCGUUUUGUUGCUUCGCACACACUCUGGUAGAGGGUGUUUAAGUUUUGGUGGCUUUCCUCCGUUUGUUCGCCGUGGGUGCGUGCGGAGGCAGUGGCUGACGAAUCUGUUCGGGAUAUCCAUUUCCUGACGGUUGGUCCCGAGGAUGUGGUAUUUCUCCUGCUCUUCCUUCUGCUUCCUUGCAUGUCGAUUUUACUCCUUGGAAGAGGGUCUUAACAUAGCUACGUUUAUGCACCAUUGGGUGGUUAUUAUGUUAGUUGAGAAUCUGAGUCGUGUUAGUCGCCUGUCUAUAAAUCAUAAGGCUUUUUCAAUGAGCUUAAACUGAAUACUGUGGAAGAGGUGAACACACGAUCAUCGGCACAGUAGCUGCCUUCCUCUAAGCUUUGGGUCUCGUACAGGAGGCCAUCGUCGGAGACUGUGAGAAGACGGCAUCAGAUGAGUAGCCUUUGUAGUCAAACAAAGAAGGGGGUAACAGUGCAGGGGGUGGUGUUCGUCACAAGCUGACUCCCACACCGUUUCCCUGCAGCGUGAAUGCGCGUACCCUUGGCUGGGAAUUGGGUCUCACCUCUUAGCCGCGGGAACGGAGCGCGUGAUAGCAAGGGAAGCAUAUGCACUUGUCUGUUGAUAUAGUUGUUGCUGGAGGCCUAACGCAAACGGUUCCAAGAAACUACGACGAAACGAAGGUUCCCCUAAAAAUCGAGCAUUUACGGAAAUGAUUUCCGUUCUGCCAGCAAAUCCUUUUUGCAUUCAAUGGCAGAGCAGAUCAAACGAUAAUUGAUGGUUUUACCAGUGCCCGGCCUGGUUGCGGGGGAUAAAGAAAGCCGUUUCGACCACCAUGGACUUGUGUUUUGGGACCAGUAUGAAGAGGAAACGUUGUUUGUUCUUGAAAAAGAUAUAUUAGCAAACUCAAGACCCGUCCAUCGGCAUCUUCCCCGACAUUAAGUUCAACAGUGAACAAGAACAAGCAAAAAGUUGCCGUACCUUUACGUUUUCGUCGAACGCUUACUCAGCAGAACAGUGUAUAGAAAAGAGACUUAUGCCACUUAGAUUCUCAGACACCAUAAAAAGACUCAAUACGCUUAAACACAGCUUUAGUAAGGCACUUUUCCAAAGAGUUAAAACGCACUGAAGUGAAUCGAAGAGUCGAAUACGAGAACUACGGCAUCUUCAAAUGUAACGAACAAGGAAUGGAUACCCAAACAACUGUUUUUCAGCUGCAUCCUCCGCAAGCACCCACGGCGAACAAACGGAGGUGAGCCGCCAACUAUCUGGCACGCUCUGUGAAAUAUAAAUAUUUUGUCCAAACCAAUGCAAAUAACCGCUGGAAACCUCGGAGUGGCUACCGUUCACCGUCCUAAAGCGCCCAUGCGCAAGAACAUUGUGCAAAUUAUGGACAGACUAGACACAGGAAAAUAGAACUGCGAACCUUUUAUCAAAUCCCAUGGCGGGCCUGCCCUCGCCAUUACGCAGGGCAGACCGAUUGACGGACAGUCCGGAGACAAUGGUACACGCUGUCUCGCCCCCGUGAGAAUCAGCCCUAUCGCGAACACCAUCUCCGCACUCCUAUCUCCCUUUUCCUUGUUUGGCUGCCAAAGCAUUCAUUUGUCGCUGAGAUGGUUUCUGUAGAAGAGAGGAAGCUCAAGUUAGUACACGGACUGCCCGGGUAAUAACGCAUCAUCUUCUUUGUAAGACGCCUUUGUGGUUUUUAUGCGUAUGACCAGUCUGUUUUGUCAAGAGACAAAAAUGAGUCGAGUGUUGUGCAUGGAAGUGACUGAGUAAUUGCCACGGAACGUAAAAGACAACAAACCACACCGAAAAACACAUCGGUCGUUUGCGCUUGUUUGCAGGCAUAGCUGCUAAUUUGCGCGGCUAGAGAGUAAGCAUCUGUGGUGAAGUGUACGCAGCAGGUGGUGGAGUUUCGAAGGUUUUGCCCGUCAGCACACUAUAUACUACUUUAAACAUAAGAAUGAUUUCCUAAUUUUAGUUGGAACUAACUAUGAUGUUGUGUGGCUCAAGAACCGACAUGAAGCUCUUAAAAGCUUGAUUUACGUCCCUUCAUGUAGGUGCGAUUGAGAUACUCUUGCAAAUUAUCUCUCACAGACCGCAGCAAGACGUUCUCACACAUUUAACGUCGGGCAACUCAAAGAAUCUAAUAUGCGGCAAAGUACUUUCGCAUUCUCACGUUAAGACCAAGCAGUUAGCGUGACGUCGGCGCUUAAAUUAUGCGUGCUUUGAAGUCCGUUUUCUGCUACGACUGAAGUUACAGUUGAACACAUAAGCUGGACAAAGAUAUCUCCAAUUCUGCGAAAUGAAACAAACAGCAAGUUUUUGUAAAGGUCCGGAACGGUAGGUCAUUCGAUAGAAUGCCAUUUUAUGUAUCAUCCCUUGGUCUCAAGUAAUGUUGGCAUUUGUUGUUGAAUUAUUUAUUUAGAAUUAGACAUCUAGUCUGAAAAGCCCUGCAAAUAAAUUUACGAUCCAAAGCCCAUUUCCAUAGACGGCGUCAAACCCUUUACACCGACACUAGUGGAUUUUAUAAUCCGUUUAUGAACGAACUCUAGUAAUCUGUUUUUAAACAUGGAGCCGUGAUAUCCGCGGUUGUUUACAAAAAUUUACGCAAAGGUGCUUAAACAACUUAAAGAGAGCACAAUAAUCGUGUUAUACAGACCGCAUAAAAAGAUACGCAUUGUUGAAAUGUAGAUGCUGUCUACUUUUUCAGACGGGACACACUGAGGAAAUUGAUCAACAACCAGUCUACUUAAAAUUCUUCAACGAAUAUGGUUUCAAACACCUUUAG
Spirometra erinaceieuropaei is the source of this 11060-nucleotide messenger RNA. NCBI's taxonomy places the organism in Eukaryota, Metazoa, Platyhelminthes, Cestoda, Diphyllobothriidea, Diphyllobothriidae. The record is from the annotation of a GenBank genome assembly.